GUUGUAGCAUGGACUUUCUUCAGGGCAAGCGGUUGCUAACUACGGCGGGAGACUGCGAAGCAUCAGCGACGCCCCCAACCGUCUCAAGGGGACUUGUCAUGGCGCCGUCACCCUCGAAAGGAGCGGCUCCAACUUCCCCGCUACAAGUACGAGAAAUGCCUUGGUGUGGAGCUACGGCAGACGAGGACAUUCACUUGAUGGAUAGAACGCAUUUAAGAAACGUCGCAAAGCGCACGAUCGAUUCUAUUUGAGCCCCCUCCAUGACAGCUCCAGCACACCUGGUGUCGCGAUCGUUUCAUCCACAAGUGUGUCGUCGCCGUCUCGGCAGCAGUUUCACCGCGUGGAAGCUUCCCAUAUUGCUAUCCCUGUCGAACACUUGUGUGACCAACACAACGACAUAACAUCCGAAUCUGCCCCAACGUCGCCCACUCUAGUGUUGCCCCUCCGAAAGAGCAAGGACGAGCAACUGCGCCUUCGUUCGUCCAAGUCGCGCGACCCGUUGGUCCCCCAUGCCUCCCGCGCUUCCGCAGUGCGCAUGCCCAUGGACUCCCCGACCAAGAAAAUUCCCACCCAAGUAGAGCCACCUCCCCCUCUUCCACCCCCCUCGUCGCCAACAGAGACACCGAUUCAAGUUUUGCAGCAGUCAUUGCUUUCCACGUUUUGGUCGCGGCACUUGACCCCGUCUAAACACAAUCGCAGCUUGUCGUGUUCUACUGCAAACGACGAAAUGCUAGAGCCGCAAGCCGCCGGAGCCAUCCAUCUAGACGACGACAUCCGAGCGUUCUGUCAGCGUGGUCCAGUAUCGCAACUGUCUCGCUCGAUGGGGAAGGCCUGGCUCACCAACAUGCUUCGCGCCUACGACGUUCCCAGCCUCUCGCAGGCAGCAUGGGGAGACGUGGAAACCGAGCGGCAGUUGCAUCUUGUGAUCGCCCAAGCCCAAUGUCACUUCCAACAAGGCGAUAACCCAGCGUUUGUGACGGCGCUCCUGAACGCCGUGGCCAACGACAUCUGGGAUAGUUGUACCCACGACUUUGUGCACACUGUCGCAGGGUAUUAUCGGGAUCUUCUCACGCAUUUGCCCACACUAUUGAAAGAGCGCGAGGCCAAACUCGAAGUCGCGCACCGUACCAUUCUCCGUCUCGAGGACGCCUACGAGGUGCUCCGAAAGAGGACGGAGGCCCUCGGGCGUGACAAGAGUGGCUUGCAGGCCCGCGUCGACGCGGCAGAAGCAACCGUACACGACCAACACGGCACGAUCGUAGACAUGGAAGGAGUGUUACGCGACGCCGUGGCGGCGGAAUUGAUGGCCACCGCCACAGUCAAGCAGCUGGAACUUCAAGUGCGGGAAGUGGAGAAUGCACUGGAUAUCAAAACACAAGCGUUCGACCAACAAGCGGUCGAGAUGCAUGAGAUGAGUCAGCGAUGUUUGGGCCUUGAACGGGCAGUGCUAGAUACGAAGCAAAGCCUGGCAGACGCAAUCCAAGACCGCGACGUCGGAGCAAUGCAGAUCAAGGAGCUGACGGCCAAGUCGAUGCAAAUGAUGCAUGAGAAUGCUGCCAUGUCCAACAAAGUCAGCGACAUGCACGUGGAGCAGCAAGUGUUGUUGCUUCGAUUGAAGGCCGAAACCACGCAGCACGAGCAACCAACUCGAGCAACAAUGCGCCAAUGUUCGACGUCCCCGUUGACCACCGACGCAGCCGCGGUGCUGCAGGACAGAAUCGACCAGCUGCAAGAUCAAGUGUUUCGGCAUUCAAUCGACUUGGCGAAUCGAGACAAAGCGUUGCGGGUCCAGCAACACGACCAAGGACACAAGGACGAGCUGCUCAAGCGGUUAGACACCAUGCUGGAAACGGCCAAGGCGGACAAAGAGGCGCUGCAGGCGGCCCACGACGCGCUCUUGGCGCAACGAGAUACGCUCAAACGUCGACUGGACCUGACGCGAGGAAGCGACGAGCACGACCUCCUCAAGCAUCAAAUCCAAGUGCUCAGGACAGACAAACUCCAGCUCCUCCAAGACCUCGCCCGAGUUGUGCUGGAACGCGACGUUGCCAUCGAUGACGUGGCCAGAGGUCGUCGCAAAAUCGACCACAUUCGCCGCAUCCUGGCCACAGUUGUGAUGGAGAUCAAGCGGUUGCGUGAUGCCCAUACCAGCCUUCGCAUUGCCGUAGCCAAGCAACUCGACGGGUGUCAAAAGCAGAUUCGCAGUGUCACAAUGAGCGUGAACGCAACGAUCGCAAAGGUUGUGGCCACGGAAUUGGGGCUGUCAAAGGACAUUGUCAAUAUGCAACGGGGAGCUGUGAAUGGAAACCCCGUGUUUCGAUAUACCCUCCAGCUCUUUCAGAAAAAGCUGCAGCAAAUACGAGCGUCGUGGCACGACCUUCGAACGCAAUCCCAGUCCGACAUGACCCUGCUGGCAGCUUUUCACAGCGAGAAAACCCAACAUAUUCAACACGUUGCCAGGACGAUCCAAGAAACGAUGGCGCGGAUGCACAAACCCAAGCCGAAGAAGCAACCGUUGAUUUCCAUUCCGUCGACCAAAUCUGUCAAACAACUUGGCAGUGUGGUCAAGCCCCCCCCUUCUGCUUGCACGAGUGCCACCACCCAAACCAACUCGGAAGACGGCAGCAACCCCCAAACCACCCAAAGCCGCUCGAACGAAUUGGCCGAGCAUUUGACCAAGGUGCUGCUUCCAGUGCUGGAAGCCACGGAAACCAAGCUCAUGGCCGUGAUGGACAAAGUCGAGCGGCAGAAACUGGAUCUCCUGGCAGCGUACGAGCGCGAAGCAGAGCUGCGAAAUCGACUGCAAAGCUCGUCGGCGGCGGCACCCCCUUUGUCGCUUGGUCACGCCGCGCGUUCUCAAUCCCCCAUAAACACCCAACAACCCACCCGACAAGGCACACCCGCCGCGAUUGUCCAAGUCCGACACCAGUUGCUCGCCAUGACGUCUGGCGACGAAAAUGCCAACUUGGCCUUGCAUGUGGCCGAUCUGUACGACAUGCUGCACACGAAUUUGGACGUGCUUGAAGCGGCGUUGGACGAUGGCCCAGUGCUGUAUCUUGACCAUUGCAACGGAAGUCAAGGCGCGAUUGUCACAGAUGGAUUCGACCCGUCCGCCUCACCCCGACGAACCAACAACAACGACGUGUCGCCCCCCCCCGGCCGCCGGCUUUUCAAACCGUCCAAGACGUCGUCCCGCACACUCUUUCCUGUAGCGGACCCAACCCCGAUGGAGCCCCCCGUCGUCGUCGACGUCUCCCCUUUCUCAACUCUGACGGAUGCAACGGCGUCUCAUUCGGCUACGGUGUCGACGUUGAACAUGUCCAUCCGCGACGGCGAGAUUCAGAACGUCCCCGCGGCAGUCCGCAAAUGCGUCAACACGGUGGUCUUGAAGCUCGCCGCCGCCGCGCUGUUUCAAGACUCGAUCAACGUUCACGACAUGGUGUCUUUGUUUCUCACAGCUGACCACGACGUCGACGUGUGGGCCCAUGGCGUCCAGGACAUUCGUGACGACCAACUCAUCCAAAACCACGUCCCAGCCUUCUCGUUGACAACUGCCACCACUGCUUCCCCUCCGUCGCAUACGGAUGCAACAGGGACCUCUUCCCAUCAAGACAAGUUGAACACGACGGAACUACAACCGCAUGCCAGUAGUGGUACCAAACAACACCCGGCGGCACGCCCCGUGGUUAAAGUCGUCACACGGCUGCUGGAUCUUGUGGGUACCGACAUGUACGCGGCCGACAAGGAGGUUGCGCACACUAGGACGUGGCUGGUCAAGCAAAUCCGAAGCAUCUUCCACGACAAGUACAUGGCCGAGUCGCUCGAAUAUGCGGCGUUCCACGCGGUGCUGGCGCUGCCCGAGUUUAUCGUCCAGUGGUCGUUCCUCAAGUUUGGUGUUAAGGAGCUCGUGGCUCGGACCUGCCAUGCCAUCAUGGACGGCACGAACGAGUGGAAGGCCACCACGCCCGAAGUCAGUCUAUUUGCCGGGUUUUUGGCCGAGCAAGGCAACGUCGGGUAUGGCAAGUCGGACUUGUCUCUGUUUCUCCAUGCUCGGCAGCUGGUGGAGGAUUGUGUAGGCGACAUGCGGCCACUUGGCCACGACGACGUGCCUCGACUGACGUCCACUCAGGCCGUGCACAUCGUCCACCGAGUGUUUCAAACCCUGGUGCAUUGUCAUCGCCCCAUGAUCUUUGUCAAAUUGGAUGCCUUGCUCAAGCCGACCCAACACGAAACAGACGGCGUCGCCCGUGUCGACGACGAGCCUACGCCACUCGACAGCCCCCCCAUUCUAUCAGGAGUAUUUGAGUUUCAAGGACUGCCAAUGGCGUCCACGUUGACACCUAGUGGCGGCUUUCCAGAGGGCAAAAUCAAAACUGCCAUUGCGAGCUUCUACCUCCCCGACCCAAAGUUGAUUCUGGAAUCUGCGCUCGACACCGCCCUCCCCAUCGAAGAAGUAAAGUGGAUCGACGUGCACCAGCUUCUCCUGUUUUGCGUGAUCGAGUUUCGCGAAGAGAGGCGGCGAUUCUUCACAGACAUGCAAGCGUACGUCGCCACGAAGAAGCUUCGAGAGGACAUCUCCAAGCGUGAAUUCGAAAUGAUGAUGCACACUUUGUUUGAAUGGACACCGACCAUAUGCGAAUUGAUCUUUGAACAAUCUGGUCACCAUUCAUCGAAAACGGUGGUCGAGAGCGAUGGCACCGUGCUGGUGGACUGCCAACAUCUCAUGUGCAUGGGCUUGCAAUACUACACCAACCUGUUUGCGCUGGCUCGGUUUACGGAUGGUCUUAGCGUCGACCAGACAGAGUGUCCCCCUUGCUCCACCGAUGACAGCUUUACCAUGCUGGCAGCAGCUCCUCGCUUCCGCCAUCGGGAAGUUACUCGCGUGUGUCAAUAGACCUUUUUCGAAUCUUGGAUCUGGUUUAAUAUGGAUGAGAAAGGUCGAAUUUUGUCCCAAAAUCUGCCAAGUUGUCAUUGUUAAUUUACAAAAAUGGAAAAAUAUCCAAAAAUGGCCCUUCUCCUCUGAGAUGCGUG
Messenger RNA from Aphanomyces astaci, 5031 nucleotides. RefSeq lists its product as hypothetical. Lineage: Eukaryota; Oomycota; Saprolegniomycetes; Saprolegniales; Verrucalvaceae. The transcript has 21 exons. The coding region runs from base 536 to 4894 and encodes 1452 amino acids. The record is from RefSeq and is a predicted model, not a curated record.